AUGUUCAGCUCUACGAGAAGGACGGAGCAGUGGAGGGCGGAGGAGAGACUCCAAUGCCCAGCGGGCCAUGCGCGGGCGACGCUUGCGCGAAUCGCGGACGGGGGGGCGGUCGGGCCAUUUAAAUGUGUGUUUGUGGGUGAAAUGGCUGCGCAGGUCGGAGCGGUUCGCGUAGUACGGGCGGUGGCGGCGCAGGAGGAGCUGGACAAAGAAGGGAAGGAGAAACCCCAUGUUGGGGUCUCCCCGCGGGGAGUGAAGCGGCAACGCCGGGCGAGCAGCGGGGGUUCUCAGGAGAAGCGGGGGCGGCCGAGCCAGGACCCCCCUCUCGCUCCCCCUCAUCGGCGGCGUCGCAGCCGCCAACAUCCCGGGCCGCUGCCUCCAACGAAUGCCGCCCCAACCGUCCCGGGCCCUGUUGAACCUCUGCUCCUGCCGCCUCCGCCGCCACCGUCGCUGGCGCCCGCCGGGCCCGCUGUCGCUGCCCCGCUGCCGGCCCCGGGCACCUCGGCCCUCUUCACCUUCUCGCCCCUGACGGUGAGCGCGGCCGGGCCCAAGCAUAAGGGCCACAAGGAGCGGCACAAGCACCAUCACCACCGCGGCUCCGAUGGUGACCCUGGCGCCUGCGUUCCGGGCGAUCUCAAGCACAAGGACAAGCAGGAAAACGGCGAGAGGAGCGGAGGGGUGCCUCUGAUCAAGGCCCCCAAGAGAGAAACAGCAGAUGAAAAUGGUAAAACCCAGAGAGCUGAUGAUUUUGUCUUGAAGAAAAUAAAGAAGAAAAAGAAAAAGAAACACCGAGAAGACAUGCGAGGAAGACGCCUUAAGAUGUAUAAUAAGGAAGUACAGACCGUCUGUGCUGGCCUGACCCGCAUCAGCAAGGAAGUUCUCACCCAAGGACAGCUAAAUAGCACUUCAGGAGUUAAUAAGGAGUCCUUCAGAUAUCUGAAGGAUGAACAGCUGUGCAGAUUAAAUUUGGGCAUGCAAGAAUAUCGGGUGCCCCAGGGAGUACAGACACCUUUUACAACGCACCAAGAACACUCUAUUCGCAGAAAUUUCUUAAAAACAGGUACUAAAUUUAGCAACUUUAUUCAUGAAGAGCACCAGUCCAAUGGUGGUGCUCUUGUCCUUCAUGCUUACAUGGACGAACUCUCAUUUUUGUCUCCAAUGGAGAUGGAGAGAUUUUCUGAGGAGUUUCUUGCUUUGACAUUCAGUGAGAAUGAGAAAAACGCUGCCUACUAUGCUUUAGCAAUAGUGCAUGGAGCGGCUGCUUAUCUCCCAGACUUUUUGGACUACUUUGCUUUCAAUUUUCCCAACACUCCAGUGAAAAUGGAAAUUUUGGGCAAGAAAGAUAUUGAAACAACCACCAUUUCAAAUUUUCACACUCAGGUCAACAGGACAUAUUGCUGUGGUACGUACCGAGCAGGUCCUAUGCGGCAGAUAAGUCUUGUUGGAGCAGUCGAUGAAGAAGUUGGUGAUUAUUUCCCCGAGUUCCUCGAUAUGUUAGAAGAAUCACCAUUUCUGAAAAUGACUUUGCCCUGGGGUACACUUUCUAGCCUCCAACUACAGUGUAGGUCUCAGAGUGAUGAUGGGCCUAUAAUGUGGGUGAGACCAGGAGAGCAAAUGAUCCCUACAGCAGAUAUGCCAAAGUCACCCUUCAAAAGACGACGAUCAAUGAAUGAAAUUAAAAAUCUUCAGUACCUACCUCGGACAAGUGAACCCCGAGAAGUCCUCUUUGAAGACAGGACAAGAGCUCAUGCUGAUCAUGUAGGUCAGGGGUUUGACUGGCAGAGUACGGCUGCUGUUGGAGUUUUGAAGGCUGUACAAUUUGGUGAAUGGAGUGACCAACCUCGCAUAACCAAAGAUGUGAUUUGUUUCCAUGCUGAGGACUUUACUGAUGUUGUACAGAGACUCCAGUUAGACCUUCAUGAACCUCCAGUUUCCCAGUGUGUACAGUGGGUGGAUGAAGCAAAACUAAACCAAAUGAGGCGAGAAGGAAUUCGCUAUGCUAGAAUCCAGCUUUGCGACAAUGAUAUCUACUUCAUCCCUAGAAAUGUCAUUCAUCAGUUCAAAACAGUGUCAGCAGUAUGCAGCUUAGCCUGGCAUAUCAGGCUUAAACAGUACCACCCUGUUGUGGAAGCCCCUCAAAACACAGAAAGCAAUUCCAACAUGGACUGUGGUUUACCUGGAAAGCGAGAAUUAGACGUUGACGCCCAGUGUGUGAGAAUAAAACCUGAACCUGAGGAAACAUGCACAGAGAUGCAGGUUUCGACAGCUGCUCCGUCCUCUUUUCCAUCUCCAUCAGAGCUUCACCUGCAGGAGCUGAAGACGCAGCCUAUUCCAGUUUUCAAGGUGGAAAGUAGACUGGACUCUGACCAGCAACACAGUCUGCAGGAACAUCCAAGCACUCCUGUGUGAUAUAUCCGAUUUCCCCAUCUCCCACUUGCCAUCCAGCAGAUGCCAUCUGUCAUCUAAGCUGGUCACUACUAAAAACAAGGAGACUGUCUCCUGACAGCCAGCACUGUGUGUAAUCACUCAGGAACCAGCGGAUCUGCAAAGACCUACAAUCAAACGCAAAUCUCCAUUUUCCUUUUUGCAAAACAGUCUACCCUCACCUCCAGUAUAAACAUAUUAAAAGAAUAUAAAAAUGUUGAAAAUCAUGUACUAAUGAAGUCAUUGUAUAUUAGAUUGCAAUAGAAUGGAAAGAAACAUUUAGCUAGUAAUGUAUCUGGAAACUCUGAAUGUCCUAUGUGAGUAUUAGAUUUUAAUAGCAUGCUUUAAAGACUGAUGAAUAUAAAAGCAGAAGUUUUGAGUUUCUUGCUGCUUUCAAAGCUGUCCUAGUUGAGCGAUACAAAUGAUCACAACUUUUCUAAAUCAUUAAACUAUUUGGUUUGGUGGAGUGAGGCAUGGAGCAGUCUAGCAUCCUCUGAUUUGUAAGGUAGCGAUGGCAGUGAAGUCGUAACUGAAAAUGAAGCUGAUCUUCCUUUCUGGUAUGUUAUCUGUUGUGCCAGCCCUUGAGAUUACUUGCAGAAUGUGGCUAUAUGUUUUAGUACUUUGUGGAUCAGAGGGAUAUUUAAAAAUAUGCUUAUGGAAAGGACCUAAAAAACAAAUAUUCCUAACAGCAAAUAAAAUGAUUUUAUGGUAACCAUUAAAAAGCAUAAAAGUCUUCCCCUUCCCCAGAGGUCAUUCUAUACUUAUCAAGAUAGGUUAGGAGUUAGGGUUACAAUUCUGAGAGGUGUCCCAAAUUCAUGAAGCAAUAAUAAUAACCUCCAUAUUGGUUCCCUCUUCCAAAGUUUAACUGUUGAAAAUGAAUUCUUAGGCUUAAUUGUACUUUCUUAUUCAGUACUUAAAAGUUUUGCUGAUACAUUAUUUUUACUUAAAGACUUUUAGAAAGUGCCCUAUCCCCUCAAUCAGUUGAACUAUAAGUUCACUAAUAUUACAAGCUCUUGUAUGGGGAAAGGAGCUUAUUAAAUCAUUUUCUAAACUUUAGGAACAGAUGUAUCAGUCUUAACAGGCAUAAAGAUCUCACCUAAUGACUUGAGAAACUUUUGCAUAUUGCUUUUCCCUGUAUAAAUAUUGUCUAGAAGGAGAGUUAAUAUAGGAGUCCAAAAUCCAUGAAAAUAUAUUCCUAGUGAAUAUAUCCUUUGUCAUUAAUAUUAGUCCAUUAUAUUUUCAUCUGUAUUUGCCUUUAAAAUUUAUUUGUAUUUAUUGAGGACCAUUAGGAUUACUGCAUUUGUGUCUUUCUAAUAAGUCUGUUUCAUCCUUUCAGUAGCACAUGCCAGAGGCUCACAUUUGUGCUAAGUUUCAUGUUUUCAAGGCAGUCUGUAGCUGUAUUUACUGGUCAUGCAAGUAGAGGAGAUGCAUACCACCAGUGUUUUUCUAAGCGCAUAAAGGACUUAUCCUCAUCCUGGAAGUCUGUUGCUUUAAAAGCAAGUAUCCAUAAAUAUUAAUGGCCUUCCAUUUUAAAAAUCUUCAUAAAUUUUUUAGGAUCCACUCGUGCAUGUAGUUGAGACCAUUGUCUCUUAAAAUAUAGCACUUUUCAAUUCUCUCUAAAGAAAUACUUACGUACUACUUCUAUCACAUGUAAAUUUUCAUGUAAUAGUGUUUUCUGUGACUAAACUUCAUUUUGAUUGGCAGCUAAGACUUUUUUUUUCCUGUGGCUUUAAUUUAUCUAAGAGGUCUUUGCAUAUAGAUGAAAUGUAUAAUUUGCCUGGCGGACUAUUUGCGUUUGUGUGGCCUUAGUUUGUUUAUUGACAUUAACAAGUGUUUUAAAAGGUUUUUAAUGAAUAGUCUUAAAUCUGAAUUUGUGUGAAUAAUAAUCCUUUUAACACAGUGCUUUUUUGUAGCUGUCUAAGUGUUAAAUUGUUAAGCUAUUUCUUUGUAAAAUAGGACAAUGGAAUGCAUAGUUUUUUUUUCCUGUAAAGUAUUUUUUUAAUAAACAAAGUCUGAUUUGUCCUUUA
Molecule: messenger RNA, 4448 nt
Organism: Arvicola amphibius (Eurasian water vole)
Lineage: Eukaryota; Metazoa; Chordata; Mammalia; Rodentia; Cricetidae
Gene: Rsbn1
Product: round spermatid basic protein 1
Exons: 8
Coding region: 1-2406 (801 amino acids)
Cellular component (GO): nucleus
Source: RefSeq, a predicted model, not a curated record